This is a messenger RNA of Ylistrum balloti, 2071 nucleotides long. RefSeq lists its product as uncharacterized. The transcript is spliced from 14 exons. Lineage: Eukaryota; Metazoa; Mollusca; Bivalvia; Pectinida; Pectinidae. Gene Ontology annotation, molecular function: calcium ion binding. The record is from RefSeq and is a predicted model, not a curated record. The annotation marks the transcript as partial.
AGAGAGAGCUGAUAUUGUUUACUGGGAAAAUGAAAAUAAAUAGUGAGGACUCAAGCACUGGAUGAUUAUAUAAAAGUUCGUUAAAAUGUUCGGGUUAAAAUCUCUAGAAUUUGUAAGCGUUUUGAUUCAUGAUGUUGCAGCGUCCAAGUUUUUGUUGACAAAUAUUCCCGAGAAGGGAUUAUGGCUGCCGACUGGUACGAAAGGCGAAGGGGAGACUCUUCAAAAUGUAGCGCUCCGAAUCGCGAACGAGGUGACAGGUCAGGAUGUUGGAGUGAAGGGGCUAUUAAAGACAACCUUCAUACACUUUGUCAAAUCACCAUCAGUUGUCUUGGUAACAUUCCUGAUGCACCCAGUUGAGAGGCUUGACCUGUGUGCUCAGGAGGCUGUCUGGUUGAGUGAAGAACAAAUAGAAGAUAAGCUGAAAUCUUCAGAACUGUUAGGAACAGAGCUAGUCAAUUUUAUACAGCAAAUACAGAAUGGGCCAGCUUUGAUAAACACCCUUAACGAAACUAAUGUGGAAUAUGUUGACACAGAAUCUGUCACUGAUCUGUCACAACUAUCAGCACAGGAGGCCCUUAUCAAAUCAGCCAAGUUUGGCAAGAAAGAACAAGACCUGUUUUUCCAAGAGUUCAUGAGCUGGUGUCUACCCAGUCAGACGAUGAACUUUGAAGUGUUUCGGGCUUUCAUCACACACAAGGGAGCAAGGGCUGACCUAGUCGAGGAUUUCUUCAGGGCAUUUGACACACACAAACGAAGGAUACUUAACUUUAAAGAAGUAUUACUCGGUCUGGCUGCAAUGGAACCAAGCACACAGCACGGUGGAAUGCCAGCUGAGAUGAGAUGCAGAUACAUUUUCCGGUUUUAUGAUAAAAAUAUGGAUAGUUUCUUACAAUUUUCAGAAUUCAGGGAAAUGGUGCGCGACAUCCGUCAAAUCAAAGGUCUGUCCACAGACGAUGAAGCUGUCUCUGAAGACGCUAUGAAAAGUGCCAAAUGCUUUGGAACAGAAACCAAAAACAAAUUGCCGAUAGGCGAGUUUCUAACAGCUGUGGGCCAGCUUAAAUUCCGAGGAACCUCUGUACUGUUUCGUCUCUCCCAUUCCAGCCUGACUUCCUUAAAGAAUUCCUCAGAUGGAGCCACAAGUGUGUCAUCUCCUGGAAAAGAAGAUGAAACGGAACCACCUUCCAAGAGGUAUCGCCCCAAAUUGAUGGACGCAAUGAAGGUCUCGCCUCCACGCAAACUCAAUAUGACAGAUCCUGAUGCUGACGUGUUCAAAUUGCCAGAAGGUCGACCGGUAAUGUCAGGUAAACAUCAUGGCCCUCAACCGAAAUACGAGUUAGCCACACACACAGUGAAAGUGAGGCGAACUGGCUUCCUGUCGGACGUUAUCAAACUUUGGGACCUUCAAGGUACAACUGCUGUGGCUGAAAGUGCUGUAAGUCAUUUAGAGGGAGACAUAUCCCGCUUCCAACGAAUGUCCUCUAUAGAUUCAUUCAACCAGAUCCAUGUUAAAGUGCCUGGUUAUGCCUCCAACGACAUCCAUGUUAGAGUACCUGGUUACUCCUCCAACCAGAUCUAUGGUAGAGUACCUGGUUACUCCUACAUCCAGAUCCAUGAGUACCUGGUUACUCCUACAUCCAGAUCCAUGCUAGAGUACCUGGUUACUCCUCCAACCUCAUCCAUGUUAGAGUAUCUGGUUACUCCUCCAACCUCAUACAUGUUAGAGUACCUGAUUACUGCUCUAUCCGGAUCCAUGUUAGGUUACCUGGAUACUCCUCCAACUACAUACAUGUUAGAAUACCUGGUUACUCCUCCAACCUCAUCCAUAUUUCAGUACCUGCUUACUCCUCCAUCCAGAUCCAUGUUAAAGUACCUGCUUACUCCUCUAUUCAGAUCCAUGUUAGAGUACCUGGAUACUCCUCCAUCCAGAUACAUAGUACCUGGUUACUCCUCCAUCCAGAUCCAUGUUAGAAAACCUGGUUACUCCUACAUCCAGAUCCAUGUUAGAGUACCUGGUUACUUCUCUAUCCGGAUCCAUGUUAGAGUACCUGGUUACUCAUCAAACCUCAUCCAU